Postia placenta MAD-698-R-SB12 is the source of this 693-nucleotide messenger RNA. RefSeq lists its product as hypothetical. Bases 97 to 540 code for a protein of 147 amino acids. Lineage: Eukaryota; Fungi; Basidiomycota; Agaricomycetes; Polyporales; Adustoporiaceae. The transcript has 5 exons. The record is from RefSeq and is a predicted model, not a curated record.
GUUGAGAUAGCUUGCUACAGUCUUUCUAUAUUGUACUGUAAGCCUCGGGUGGCUCCAGCACAAAUCAGCUUGUUGAGCUCUUAGUACAGUGCCGUUAUGUCUUCGCUAUCCCACCACACUCUCAGGCAGCUCAAGUUCAUCCUUCCCGGAGGACUCACCACGUACUAUCUCAAUAGUCACGCUAUAUUCUGGCGUGUUGUGCGUGGUGACACAGGAACUGAUGGAUGGGGACGAUUCGUUGCAUUGGCGGCGCUCGGCUCAGCCUUGCUCACUGUAACUCUAUUCAUAUACAUAUUAUCAAUACCCUUGCUCGAAGGAGAGCAGCCAAAUUAUCGUCGUUGGAGGGAAUCUGGGACGUUAUCAUCCGUCAUUCCAAUACUGACUGCGUCCAUCGUUGUCGGUUGGUGGCUGCUCACCUUCACGCUGAGUCGAUGGUCUGGCCUUGGGCUGAUCGAAGGCGUAGUGGGCGCCUCAGGCCUAUACGCUCUUACAUUCGGUCUAUUAGGUCUUGUCCCGUCUCCCAGAGUGUCUCGACAGUGAAUUCAAUGUUUUCGAGUUUUGUACAUCCUCAUUUAUCUGGUUAUCCCCCGCUUUUCACCCGCCAACAUAGCUUUGGAUGCGUUAUGUGGUCGCAACUGUACCCUGUCACCUUUUUGUUAUAUUGAUAUUCGCUCAAUCCCGCAUCAAUCACUA